Drosophila eugracilis is the source of this 2469-nucleotide messenger RNA. RefSeq names its product inner centromere protein (gene Incenp). Gene Ontology annotation, cellular component: chromosome passenger complex; kinetochore; midbody. Bases 112 to 2373 code for a protein of 753 amino acids. The record is from RefSeq and is a predicted model, not a curated record. Gene Ontology annotation, molecular function: protein serine/threonine kinase activator activity. Lineage: Eukaryota; Metazoa; Arthropoda; Insecta; Diptera; Drosophilidae. Gene Ontology annotation, biological process: metaphase chromosome alignment; meiotic spindle midzone assembly; positive regulation of protein serine/threonine kinase activity. The transcript is spliced from 6 exons.
GCUCUGUUAAAUGAUACUGACGCGCGUCUCCAUUGCCGCCAUUUGAAAAAAACGAAUUUGUUGGAGUAAGCGAAUCCGGAUUUUGCAGUUGGUAAGAUACAGUCGCUAGCUAUGGAGGACAUGUUGAGCGUGCUGAGCUCGCUUUCGAGCCUGCAGAGCGAGCUGGAGCUUUUGCGCAAGACCCAUUUCGAAGAGCUGGACCACCUCUUCUACGGCACCGUGAAUCUGGAGUCUGAGGUCAAGGCGACGGACAGAACUCCAGCGGCGAAGAGCCAGGAAAACACCUCGGUGACUCCGCAGCAGACAAAGAAACGCCCCAAGCGACUCUCAACAUUGGCCGAGGAUCAGGACGACACCGGGGCCCCGGACGUUAAGGCCAACUCCUCUGUCCGACAAGGCGUUCGUGUCAGCAACUCCCAGCUGCUGGCCAUUGCAGAGGAUGAGCAUAACACUACGGCUUCGUUGAUGCCGCCUCCACCGGCGCCCGUCACAGCGGACACCACACUCGGCUCCGGACGGCCACAACGCGCCGCCAAGCUGAAGACCGAGAAGCUACUGAAGGAGCCAUCGCUCAUUCGGAAAAUGCGGAGGCCUAGCCACGAAGAGACCAUCAAAAUCAAGGUGGAGAGUGAACAGCGGGUUUCACAAUUCAACAGCUCCACCAGUGUGCGACUUGCGGAAAAAGAGCAAUCGGUGAUGGAGCCAACAAUUCCACCAGCAGAAGAACAGCAGAAGCCUCCGGAGUUAGAUAAUUCCAAGACUGAGGACGCUAACAGCACAAAGACCCUCCGCGUGAAGGUCAAGCGAGAGAAACUCAGCAACGAAGGAUUAGCGCCAUCCACUGAAGUGAGCACCGCAACAAAUGUAACCACCACUUCCUCUGCCACAACAGAAACUGUGCGUCCGGAUGAUACUGUGGCUAGUAAUACUACAACCACCACGGAGGGUGCGACUAAGAAGGGUCGCAAGAAGAAGAAGGACGUAGAGAAUCACCGACCCAUUAAGAUAGAGCGCUUCAGUGACUUGGACAAGAACUCGCCUGUGUCCUCGCGGACGCGCAAAUGCAGCACCGAAUCACGGCCAAACCAAGAGCGAUCCAUAUACAAGGACGCUCUCGAGGAACCACCCAUUGCAGAGCAAUCAGUUGCUGCAGCUGCUCCGACUGCUGCCAACGAGACAGUAACAAUUUCCAACGCCACCAUGGUGAUAGGUCCGGCACCGACGGGCGAAAGUCCAAUGGGACCAGUAGGGGAUGCCACCUUCGAGGUAAACAGCGGCGACAAAAAGGUAGCACUGACGAAGCAGGACAGCCUCCUAACUGAAGACGAAUCUCUGGAGGAGAAGCUACCGGCAAUAAAGCUACCCUCGAGUAUAAAGGCUAUAAAACUACCUACCCGCACCCACGAGCUCUUCAACCCACUCCUACAGAGCCCCGUGAAGAUGCGCGUGGAGGCGUUUGAGAAUGCGGCCAUUGCACAAAGCAACAUGCGUCCUAAGCGGGGCAAGGAUGCGCAGAGCACACCAGGAUCCAGCAACACGCCCAAGAUUGGAAAGCUGCCAGCUCCGACUGUGGGUCGCUUUUUCACGCCAACGCAGACGAGUAACACACUGCCUUUGAGCUCGGCCCAGCCGAAGAAGGCGCCAGCAAGCGCGUCUAAGGCCACUACCCUAAUGAAGACUGCCACCGGUACGAACCUGAGGUCCGCCAACUCGACAUCGACGAAGACGUUGUCACGCGAAAACAGCGGUGACGAUUUCCGCAAGGGACUGCAUAAUCUGGCAGAGGAACGAAAGAAACUGCGCGAACAGAAGCACCAACAAGCUGCUCAGCAACGCGAGGCCAAGGAGCGUGAGCGGGCUGAGCGUAUGGCCAAGUUAGCAGCCGAGCGCGCCAAGAAGCAGGAAGAGAGGAAGCGCAUUGAAGAGCGCAAGCGGCAGGAGCUGGAGGAACUCCAGCGCAAGAUGCGUCAGCAGGAGGAGGCCGAGGCGCUGAAGAAGGCCAAGAUCAAGGAGUUGGAACAACAGAAGCUACAGCAGCUGACCGGCGCUAAACCCAAGAAGAUGCUUCCGCCGCCACCUAAAACCAAGUACACAUGGGAGAUGUUGCACGAGGACGACUCUACCGAUGACGAGGGCAAGGUCACCCACAAGCGGCCACCCGCACCCACCUGGAGUCGAAGCCAUGUGAGGGGAGAAGCAAUCGCAAUGCAGAGCCACUGCCCAACGGACAUCAUCGACAGUUUCUUCUCUGUCGUGCCCACCACCCCGGACCUAAAGCAGAUAUUCCCGAACAUCGAUCCCAGCCAGCUGAAACGCAACUCCAGUGUGCUGUGGUCAACGCCGCCCCGCUACUCCGAGCUGCCGAAAUACUAGCCAAGUAGUCCUGUUCUCUUUACCCGUAAAUGCACAUGUUUAUGAUUGAAUAAAUAAAGUUAAUUGUGAAAAUUAAAGCGGAGUACCGCUGCCCGA